Messenger RNA from Drosophila persimilis, 600 nucleotides. RefSeq lists its product as uncharacterized. Lineage: Eukaryota; Metazoa; Arthropoda; Insecta; Diptera; Drosophilidae. The coding region runs from base 1 to 600 and encodes 199 amino acids. The transcript has 2 exons. The record is from RefSeq and is a predicted model, not a curated record.
AUGUGGCCAGAGACAUUCGGGGUGCUGCUAGGAACCCUUUUUGUGUGGUUCUUUUGUUUGGAGCUGACAGUGGAGGCCAAGAACGACUUUGAGCUGCAAGUCGAUAACUUCACCUGCAGCAGCCAGGACACGGACUACCGCAUUCUGAAGGAGUUCCGAUGCGGCCUGAACAAGAACGCCAAGCGUCGGAGCUGGUACAUGGAGUUCAAGCUCCAGGAAGUGACCAGCGAGCACGAGGUCUUCAUGACGAUCGUCCUGCCCCGCCGCAAACCCAUGCCUGAGUUUGUCCUCCUCAACCUCACCACCGACGGCUGCCAGCUGCUCUCAAACCGCAACCAGGUGCCGCUCAUGCGCCUCGGCCGCAACAUCAUGGAGCGCUUUAGCAACUUCCCCAAGCAGUGCCCCUUCGAGGGCGAUGUCCUAUACUAUAUACGCGGCUUCCGCUUGGAUCUCAGCCUCCUGCCUGCCGUCGAGAUGGAAACUCCGGUCCACAUAGAGUUCGGAUACCAGGCCAAGUCACAGGGUGUACUAUGGCUCCAGGGCAACCUGGCAGCGCGUGUGCAACGGAUGAGCGAAAAGAAGCGCUCCAAGAAAUCAUAA